Caenorhabditis bovis is the source of this 3480-nucleotide messenger RNA. The record is from the annotation of a GenBank genome assembly. NCBI's taxonomy places the organism in Eukaryota, Metazoa, Nematoda, Chromadorea, Rhabditida, Rhabditidae.
AUGAGUUCUGAGUUACUUGCCAGUGCUGUUUUAUACAGCGAAAUAUCGAAACGAAAUCCUGGCCUUGUUGCACAAAUGUUCAACGAAGCAAAACGAAAGCAACUUGACGAAUUUUUGAAAUCUCAAGAUGCACCAAAGUUAGAAGAAAUUGUUGAUGCCAGUCAGUUUAAACGUAAAAGAACUGCUUCGGCUUCUUCAAACGCACCUCCAGCGAAGAAAGCUGCUAAAAAGGAAUCAUCGUCUUCAGACUCAGACUCUUCUGACGGAAAUGUGAAGGUUAAUGGAGUACAAAAGCCGGUAAACGUGCAGGCAAACAAACUCCAAAUAAAUGGAAAGAAAAAAGCCCGAUCCAGUAGCAGUGAUUCGUCAGAUAGUGAUGCUCCCAAAAAGAAGCUAACGCCAGCGACCAAACCACCACAGACAUCUGCUCAAAAGAAGGCUGCUAGCAGCGAAGAUAGCGAUUCGGAAGACGAUAAAAAAGCUGCUGCUGCUACUCCUAAUGCCAAGAAAGCGGCUCUUCUGAAGAAAAAAACCGAAUCCUCUGAUUCAUCGGAUUCUUCUGACGAUAAUAAAACUAAGAAACCAACUCAGAAGGCUACUCCAAAGGUUGCAACAAAGAAAGCAUCAUCUUCUGAUUCUUCGGAUUCGUCGGAUGAUGAAAAAACUAAGAAAUUGGCAGCUAAACCAGCCGUUACCCCAAAAACCGUGGCCAAAAAGGCGGAGUCUUCCUCUUCUGAUGACUCUUCCGAGGAUGACAAAAAGAAAGCUGCUCCAGCGAAGCCUGUUGCGAAAGUAACUCCGGCUUCUAAAAAGAAGCAGGAGAGCUCAAGUUCGUCGGAUUCAUCGGAUGACGAAAAGAAACAAACUGCCAAGGCGAAAACCGCAACUCCUGCAACGAAGCCAUCGGUUACUAAAAAGGUUGAGAGUAGCAUCUCUGACUCGUCGGAUGAUGAUACGCCGGUUAAAUCAGCGCCAAAAGUUACUCCUGCGAAAACUGCCGCGAAAAAACCAGAAACUAGUGAUUCCGAUUCCGACAGCGAUAGCGAAGCUGACAAGUCAAUGAAAGUUAUAACUCCUGCUGCUAAAGCCACUCCUAAACCAUCUGCCAAAAAACAAGAGUCAUCGUCUUCGGAUGAUUCUUCAGAUGAUGAAAAGAAACCAGCUGCCAAAACGCCAGUAAAGCUAACACCAAAGGUUACACCCACUGCUAAGAGACCAGCGGAGUCUUCUGAUUCUUCGGAUUCGUCGGAUGAUGAAAAAACUAAGAAAUUGGCAGCUAAACCAGCCGUUACCCCAAAAACCGUGGCCAAAAAGGCGGAGUCUUCCUCUUCCGAUGACUCUUCCGAGGAUGACAAAAAGAAAGCUGCUCCAACCAAGCCUGUUACGAAGGUAACUCCGGCUUCUAAAAAGAAGCAGGAGAGCUCAAGUUCGUCGGAUUCAUCGGAUGACGAAAAGAAACAAGCUGCCAAGGUGAAAACCGCAACUCCUGCAACGAAGCCGUCGGUUACUAAAAAGGUUGAGAGUAGCAGCUCUGACUCGUCGGAUGAUGAUACGCCGGUUAAAGCAGCACCAAAAGUUACUCCUGCGAAGCCUGUCGCGAAAAAACCAGAAACUAGUGAUUCCGACAGCGAUAGCGAAGAUGGCAAGUCAAAAAAAGUUGUAACUCCUGCUGCUAAAGCCACGCCAAAACCUUCUGCCAAAAAACAAGAGUCAUCGUCUUCGGAUGAUUCUUCAGAUGAUGAGAAGAAACCAGCCGCCAAAACGCCAGCAAAGCAGACACCAAAGGCCACACCAACGGCUAAGAGACCAGCCGAAUCUUCUUCCGAUUCCGAUUCCACGGAUGAUGAAAAGAAACCGACCGCGAAAGUUCCAAUUGCUAAAAUUUCUCCAGCGAAAACGCAAGCGAAAAAAACCCAAUCAUCUUCGGAUUCGGAUUCUUCUGAUAAUGAUUCUAAGAAGAAGCCGGUCGUUAAGGCGCCAACAACACCGGUGAAGCCUGUUACAAAGAAACCAGCUUCUUCUUCCUCGUCCGAUUCUGAUUCCGAUGAUGCUGCUACGAAGAAGCCUGCACCCAAAACGCCAGCUUCUGCCAAACCAACUCCGGCGAAGCCUGUUACGAAGAAACCAGCCUCUUCCUCCUCGUCCGAUUCUGAUGCCGAUGAUGCUGCCACAAAGAAGCCUGCUCCGAAAACUCCAGCUUCUGCCAAACCAAUACCGGCUAAGCCUGUUACGAAGAAACCAGCCUCUUCCUCCUCGUCCGAUUCUGAUUCCGAUGAUGCUGCCACGAAGAAGGCUGCUCCGAAAACUCCAGCUUCUGCCAAACCAACACCGGCUAAGCCUGUUACGAAGAAACCAGCCUCUUCCUCCUCGUCCGAUUCUGAUUCCGAUGAUGCUGCCACAAAGAAGCCUGCUCCGAAAACUCCAGCUUCUGCCAAACCAACACCGGCUAAGCCUGUUACGAAGAAACCAGCCUCUUCCUCCUCGUCCGAUUCUGAUUCCGAUGAUGCUUCCACAAAGAAGCCUGCUCCGAAAACUCCAGCUUCUGCCAAACCAACACCGGCUAAGCCUGUUACGAAGAAACCAGCCUCUUCCUCCUCGUCCGAUUCUGAUUCCGAUGAUGCUGCCACAAAGAAGCCUGCUCCGAAAACUCCAGCUUCUGCCAAACCAAUACCGGCUAAGCCUGUUACGAAGAAACCAGCCUCUUCCUCCUCGUCCGAUUCUGAUUCCGAUGAUGCUGCCACAAAGAAGCCUGCUCCGAAAACUCCAGCUUCUGCCAAACCAACACCGGCUAAGCCUGUUACGAAGAAACCAGCCUCUUCCUCCUCGUCCGAUUCUGAUUCCGAUGAUGCUGCCACGAAGAAGGCUGCUCCGAAAACUCCAGCUUCUGCCAAACCAACACCGGCGAAGCCAGUUACUAAAAAACCAGCCCCUUCCUCCUCGUCCGAUUCUGAUUCCGAUGAUGCUGCCACGAAGAAAGCUGCUCCGAAAACUCCAGCUUCUGCCAAACCAACUCCGGCAAAGUCAGUUACUAAAAAGCCAGCCUCUUCUUCCUCGUCCGAUUCUGAUUCCGAUGAUGCUACUACGAAGAAGCCUGCCCCCAAAACGCCAGCUUCGGCUAAAGCAGCUCCAGCCAAGAAAUCUUCACCAGAUGCUGACUCUUCUAAUGAUUCCAAUAAGAAAAAACCCGCCCCGACUACUCCUGCAUCGGUCAAGUCAACUCCUGCAAACGACAAGAACGGAAGAAGGAAGUCGGAGCCGUAUCGCCGUGUUCAAAUCAACAAGGAGGUCGUUCCUGAGAAGUUCAGAGAUAAUUCGUUCGAUGCAACUUUCGACCAAUGGGGAAAAGUCGCCAAUGAUAAGCUGAAGUUGGUCGUCGGAAAACGGUUUAGACACGAGAAGACCAAGAAGAAGAAGGGAAGCUAUGGUGGCGGACCUAUCAACCAGAGCGUAAAUUCGAUUAAAUUCGAUGAUUCGGAUUAA